AUGCCCAAGACAAAAGAUUAUCAAAGUCCAUGUAUCAGUUGUAAAUUAAGAAGAACUAGGUGUGAUAGGAAAUCUCCCAUAUGUUCAAGUUGUGCAAGCAUAAAUUUACCACAAGAACUAUGUCAUUAUAAAGAUUUCAAGAUUAAUUUAAAAGAUAAGAAUUCAAAAGAGACUUUAAAUAUCUUGAAACAGGAGAAUGAAGAAUUGAAAAAAGAAUUGGAAGAAUUGAAGAAUGAAACUACUAAAAAAGUUCAAAUAUCCACAAGUUUCAAAUUACAUCAUGGUUCUUCAUCAUGGGCAUCUCCAUUAACUUCCCAACCACAAUUUGAAAAUGUUGUUGAUGAUAUAAUACCCAAGAUUAAAAAUGAAUUAAAUAAUCAAACUGAAAUUCGUAAAAUGAUGAUGAAUUUAUUGGAAACAAAUGAAUCAAUCAAUUUAAUUAAAGAAAGAAUAAAUAGAUUGAAAAUUGGGCUAGAUACAUUAGAGGAUUAUUCAUUAUUAGAAGAUUCAAUUAAAGUUAUUGAAAAAGCAUUACCAAAUUAUGAAUAUAUCACCAAAUCAUUUAAGAAUUUUUUCAAAUUUGGUACAAGUUAUGGAACAUUCAUGAAUAUCAAUUAUGAUUCAUUCUGGUUGAAAUAUUAUAAACUUUUCUCGGAAGACACCAAGACUGGAUUUAUUCAGAUUAAUUCAUCAUUAAAAUUCCCACGGGACCUUGAUCAAGUGACAUUCUUAGUUCUAUUCUUAGCAUUCUUGAUAUAUAUUAUAUUUGCACAUCUUCAUCAUACAAAAAAUCCAUUAGAUAAAUCAGAUAUCAAAACCAAUCCAAUAAUCUUGACAGAAUAUUGUAAAAUUUUAUCAAAUGUCUUGAUAUUAUACAUAAAUUUUGAACCAAAUCAUGAAAAUCUAAACAAGAUUUUAAAUUUGGAUCAUCUUCAAGGGAUUGUACAAAUUAAUGUAUUUGAUACCUUCUCCACGGGGAAUAAAUUUAGUGAAUUAAUUGCAAAUCCUAAAGGUGCUGGAGGGAUUUUAAAUAAUUGGAAAGUUAUUAAUAUUGCCAAAAUGAUGAAAUUAAAUGAAGAUAUUGAUCUUGUUUAUGCUCAUAAGGAUGCUGAAUAUAGACAAGGUUUGAAACAAAUUUGGUAUUAUCUUAGCUUUGUCAAUUUAGCAUUUUCUUUAGAAGUUGGUAUGAUGGGUAAAAUUAAACCAGAAGAGAUUAGGUUAUAUUCAAGUUUAAGUGAUAAUAAUUUACCAAGAUCUUUGAAAAUUUUAAAUAAAGUUUGUUAUGAUUUUGAAUUUAUUGAAAUUAAUUCAAUUAAUUUCCAAGAGAUUCAUGAUUUUUUCAUUUAUCCAAUUCAUAAUUUAAUGGAAUUGGAAUUUACACCUUUGAUUGGUAAAAUUAAUCAAUUGAAUGGAUAUGAUUUAAAUAACCCUGAGGAAUGUUAUGGGUUUAGAGAAAUUGCAUCAGAAUUCUCGAUUCAUAUUUUGGCCAUAAAUGCUCUGACCUCAAUAUAUUCAUUCUGUGAAAGGAAAUCCAAGUUGGAAUCAAAUGAAUUGGGUGUACAAAAAUAUAAAUUAUUAAAAUUGAAAACAAUGAUUUUAUUAAUUAAUAUUGGAUCAUUAAUUUUCCAAAGUUAUCAAAGAUUUAUGAAUCAUCCAGACGCAUAUUCUUAUUCGCCAUUAUUAACUUUAUUACAUUUAUAUAUUAGAAUUAGAAGAACUUUUAGAAGAGUUGGUAUUAGUAUCUCAUCACAAGUUUUCCAAAAUUUGAAAAAAUUGAAAAGAGAUGAGAUUGAUGAAAUCUUAACAAUGAAUGAUGAAGAGAUGAACAGAUUGGUUGAUAAUAUAAUAGAAGAAACUGGUUAUGAUUAUGAUGAGCUAAAUGUUGAAGAUUUAGAAAAUUGGUCAAUUGAAGGAAAUUCUAUUGAGAUGGAAAGGAAAUUUCAAAUUUUAAAUGAUGAUGAAUAUCUAUUGAUUUCAAUAAUUAUGAAUCUUCAAAAAGUUUUCAAAUCAUUUGAAACACCAAAUUAUAAUUUAGAAUUUUUCAAAAAUAAUACAACAUUUAGAUUUUUCUUUAAAAUAACAAGAACUUUGUUAAUUCUAAUACAUAAAGUGAAUUCAAAUGAUACCCAAAAACAAGUUGAACCAACUAGUCGUGAAAGACAAAAAUCCAGAGAAUUAGAAUUCAACUUUGGUGAAUUUUUCCAAAAGGCAUUUGAAACUACACAAUAUGGAUUUAUUGAUCCCGUGGAGAUUCAAAAAGAGUAUGAUUCAUCAAUGAAUAUGAAACUUGAUGAUAAAGUUAAUGGAUAUUGUAAAACUUUUGAUUAA
Molecule: messenger RNA, 2328 nt
Organism: Hansenula ciferrii
Lineage: Eukaryota; Fungi; Ascomycota; Saccharomycetes; Phaffomycetales; Wickerhamomycetaceae
Product: Zn(II)2Cys6 transcription factor domain-containing protein
Exons: 1
Coding region: 1-2328 (775 amino acids)
Biological process (GO): regulation of DNA-templated transcription
Molecular function (GO): zinc ion binding; DNA-binding transcription factor activity, RNA polymerase II-specific
Source: RefSeq, a predicted model, not a curated record